This is a messenger RNA of Stegostoma tigrinum, 3706 nucleotides long. It is a transcript of the gene parp1, whose product is annotated as poly (ADP-ribose) polymerase 1. The coding region runs from base 33 to 3050 and encodes 1005 amino acids. The transcript has 23 exons. The record is from RefSeq and is a predicted model, not a curated record. NCBI's taxonomy places the organism in Eukaryota, Metazoa, Chordata, Chondrichthyes, Orectolobiformes, Stegostomatidae. Gene Ontology annotation, cellular component: nucleus. Gene Ontology annotation, molecular function: NAD binding; DNA binding; zinc ion binding.
UGCAGGCGGGGCCGUGCAGCUGCUGCGUCGCCAUGGCCGACGAGAAGCUCUUCAAGGCGGAGUAUGCGAAGAGCGGGCGGGCGUCGUGCAAGAAAUGCGGCGAAAGUAUCGCCAAGGACUCGCUGCGGCUGGCCAUCAUGGUGCAGUCGCCGAUGUUUGACGGGAAGGUGCCCCACUGGCACCACUAUGCCUGCUUCUGGAAGCGAGCGCGGGUAGUGUCACCCACGGAUAUAGAUGGAUUAUCAGACCUUCGCUGGGAUGACCAAGAGAAGAUUAAAAAGACCAUUGAAACCGGAGGAAUGGGAGGAGGAAAAGGCGGCGAUCAGGGAGAGAGUAAAGGGGAGAAGACCUUGAUUGAUUUUGCCGUGGAGUACGCCAAAUCAAACAGGAGCACCUGUAAAGGCUGUAGUGAAAAAAUAGAGAAGGAUACUGUCCGUGUCUCCAAGAAAAUGAUCGAUGCAGAGAAGCCGCAGCUGGGGAUGAUCGAUCGAUGGUACCAUCCUGCGUGUUUCGUGACCAACAGAGCAGAACUGGGCUUCCUGCCCACCUACGGCGCCACCCAGCUGAAGGGCUUCAGCACUUUGAGUGCAGAGGACAAAUCAAUGCUAAAGAAACAGCUACCAGCUGUCAAGGCUGAAGGGAAGAGGAAAGGAGACACUGUCGAUGGGGAUACGACGGCAAAGAAGAAGAAGAAGAAAGAUGAGAACGUUUCAAAACUGGACAAGGAACUGAAGGAACAGAACCAGUUGAUCUGGAACAUUAAAGACGAGUUGAAGAAGUGCUGUUCUACCAAUGAUCUCCGAGAGCUUUUAAUCGCCAACAAGCAAGAGGUGGCAUCAGGAGAGGCAGCUAUACUGGAUCAGGUGUCAGAUGGGAUGGCAUUCGGAGCGCUGCUGCCCUGUGAGGAAUGCAAGGGGCAGUUACUGUUGAAGGGAGAUGCCUAUUGCUGCAGCGGUAACCUGACUGCCUGGACUAAGUGUAGCGUCAGCACCCAGGCACCUGCUCGCCAGGACUGGGUCACUCCGAAGGAGUUCCACGAAAUUCCCUACCUGAAGAAGUUCAAGUUCAAAAAACACGCCCGGAUUUUCCCACCUGCCGCCCCGGCUCCCAGCACCGAAGUUCCUGCCUCUGCUGAUCCUGGUAUUCCCUCGGAACCUGAAGGUUUACCUCUAGCGAACAUGAAAGUCCUCGUCCUGGGAAAACUCUCGAAGAAAAAGGAUGAGCUGAAGACCCUGGUGGAGGAAUUUGGAGGCAAAAUCACUAGCACAGCCAGUAAAGCCAAGCUGUGCAUCAGCUCUCGGAAGGAGUUGGACAAAAUGUCUAAGAAGAUGGAGGAGGUGAAGGAAGCCAAUGUCCGUGUGGUUUCGGAGGAUCUCCUUGACGACCUGCAGUCAGGGAAGGGCCUACAGGAAUUGUUGUCGGUGCAUGGGAUCUCGUCGUGGGGAGCUGAGCUCGCCCCCGAGAGGGUCUCGGAGCCCCCUGUCGCUGGGAAAUCCACCGGCAGCAAGCUCACAAAGAACUCCAGUGGCAAAAUCAAGCAGGAGCAAGAAUCCAGCAAAUCAGAGAAGAAGAUGAAGCUGACAGUUAAAGGUGGGGCAGCUGUGGACCCUGACUCUGGGCUGGAGGACUCGGCUCAUGUCUUUGAGCAGGGAGGCAGAAUCCUGAGUGCUACCCUAGGCCUGGUGGAUAUAUCCCGCAGUCAGAACUCCUACUACAAGCUACAGUUGCUGGAGGAUGACAACAAGAAGAGGUACUGGGUCUUCAGGUCCUGGGGCCGGGUUGGGACCACCAUCGGUGGCAACAAGUUGGAGAAGAUGUCCUCCAAAGAGGAAGCUGUCGAUCAUUUCCUGGGGCUGUACGAGGAAAAGACGGGCAACGCCUGGCACUCGGAAAACUUCACCAAAUACCCCAAAAAGUUCUACCCACUGGAGAUCGACUACGGCCAGGAUGAGGAAGCUGUGAAGAAACUCACCGCGAAUUGCAGUACCAAAUCCAAACUGGACAAGGCAGUGCAGGACCUCAUCAAGACCAUCUUCGAUGUAGAGAGUAUGAAGAAAGCCAUGGUGGAGUUUGAGAUUGACCUUCAGAAGAUGCCCCUGGGUAAACUGAGCAAGAGGCAGAUCCAGAGUGCAUACGCCAUCCUUAGUGAGGUCCAGCAGAUUGUGGCUAACAAUGGGCUGGAGUCUCAGAUAUUGGAUCUCUCCAAUCGCUUCUACACACUCAUACCACAUGACUUUGGAAUGAAGAAACCACCUCUGCUGAACAACGAGGAUUAUAUCCAGGCCAAGGUGCAGAUGUUGGACAGUCUCCUGGACAUCGAGGUCGCCUACAGCCUCCUCAAAGGUGGCAAGGAAGAUGAUGCCAAGAACCCUAUAGACAUCAACUACGAGAAGCUGCACACUGAGAUCAAGGUUCUGGACAAGGAGACAGACGAAGCCAAGUUAAUCAGAGAGUACGUUAAAAACACACACGCUGCUACACACAACCAGUAUGAUCUGGAAGUGAUGGAGAUCUUUAAGAUUAAACGCAAUGGAGAAGAAGAGCGUUUCGAGCCCUUCAGUGAACUGCACAACCGCCAGCUGCUCUGGCACGGCUCCCGUACCACCAAUUUCGCUGGCAUCCUGUCACAGGGUCUCCGCAUUGCUCCACCAGAGGCUCCUGUGACCGGCUACAUGUUCGGUAAAGGGAUCUAUUUUGCUGACAUGGUUUCCAAAAGUGCCAAUUACUGUCACACAUCACAGGCUGAUCCUGUGGGGCUCAUUCUGCUAGCAGAAGUGGCUUUGGGAAACAUGCAUGAGUUGAAACGAGCUAAUCAUAUUACCAAACUACCGAAAGGCAAACACAGUGUGAAAGGCAUCGGGAAGACCGCUCCGGAUCCUAGUGCCACGGUCAAGAUGAAUGGAGUGGACAUCCCGUUGGGAAGAGGUGUCCAAACACAAGUCUCAGAUUCUAGUCUCCUGUACAACGAGUACAUUGUCUACGAUGUGGCCCAGGUGAAUCUGAAGUACCUGCUGAAACUGAACUUCAAGUUCAAAACCUCGCUGUGGUGAACACGCUGCUUCAUUGGAACUUCUGCUCCCUAAAUAAUUUUUUUUUUUUUAAAAAACGCCGUUUGCAAAAUUCAGGCUAUCGGGGCAGUGAAGGGUGGGACGGGAAAGCCGCAUCUUGCAGAGAUUUGUUGGGGGUGUACCGUGAAUAUCAGAGCUCCCCUUCAUCUGCUCAGCUGGGCUGUGCUUGGGGGGAGCAGAGAGUUUGGGUGAGCUGGUGUGGGGUGGGAAUGGUGUUAACAUCCACUCCCCCCCGCCCCCAGUUGACAGACUGACAAAAGCCAUAAAUUAGGAUGAUUGUUGUUAGAAUUUUGUUUUGUAGAAAAGGAAAAAUGUGCAAGCUGACUACUUAUUUUUGGGGUUGAGUGUCAGACUGGCGGUUAGUUUUAAUUCAGCUAGUCAAGUGGCUUUACUGACUGUUGGAAAGCAUUUAGCCUAUUUGGGAAAGUCCUGACUGGGAGGAGACAGAGGGGGAGGGGGGAGGGAGGGAACCCAUCUCUAUAACGGCAGGCAGAACCAGUACUGUAUAGUUUUGCUUUGUAUUUGCUACCUUUCCUUCAUUUGAUGGCUAUUUUUUCUCUGUAACUUCAUCCUUCCCUGUAAUGUUUUGUUUUUCCAUUUUAUAUUAGAUGACGAAUAAAGUUCAGCUUAAAAAGAAA